CAUCGCAGUGCCCCGCACAUCUACUGUACUUAGGAAACAGGGCUACUAAGGCAGUAAUAAUCAGGGCACCUAUAUAGAGUUCCCACGGUCAUACACUAGACCUACAUGUAUCUACUUGGGGGCGACUUGUUCUACAUGUUGUGCGAAGUAAUUGUCUUUAUGUCACUUGUUGAGAGCCCCUGAGCCACAAGCCGCAAGAGCGCUAGAGUGCCUACGAUGUACCUAGAGGGCAUCGAUCCUCCUAGGUAGAGGUACCUACUACAUAGCGGUAGUGGUAUAUACCUAGGCGUGUACAUAGUAGGUACAUAGCAGUACAUGUGCAUGUGUUUGUACGUGGGUACUUGCUUUAGGUAGGUAGAGCUUCAAGCCUAGCUCCUGGCUGACCAAGUUGCUUUGAGGUGUCUAGGUAUUUAUUUGGUUACUUGAAGCUGCGCAAAUAGUUUACCUUUAUCAUGGGGAACGAAGAUUAACGCGUGAAUUGCAAACAAGACAUACGACUCCAACACCAGCCCCUAGCAUCAUGGCCAACGCAGAGCCACAGCCAGGUCUGCCCUUUCCCACUAACCCACAAGAGUUCGACAGCGAUGAACGUAUCUCCUUCUCACGACUCGACAACAAAUUCAUUGGCGUGCUAGAUGACGGGACUGAAUUUGAGUGGGAUGCCCAGCUGAGGCGAUGGAUCCCCAGUAUCGACGAGGAACUGCUUGCCAAACAGCAGUCCGCCUAUGGCGGCGACAGAGACGCAUCAGAAGACAGCGGUAGCACCAUAAACAAGAAGAGGAAGAAUGGCUCGGCUGAGCAACACUCCAACAAGAGACAACGCGCACCCCCACCUCCCCGCCAGAACACUGCCAUCUACGUCACGGGCUUGCCGCUCGACGCGACAGUCGACGAGGUGCAUGAUGUCUUCUCACGCAAAUGCGGUGUCAUCGCCGAGGAGAUCGACAGUGGACGGCCACGCAUCAAGCUGUACGCAGACGAGAAGGGGAACUUACAGGGCGAUGCACUGGUUGUUUUUUUCAAACCCCAGAGCGUCGAGAUGGCGAUUAUGCUCCUCGAUGAUACCGAUUUUCGAUACACCGCGUCAGGACUCUCGAGUGGGCGCAUGCGCGUGCAGGCCGCUGAUUCGAAAUACAAGAAAACGCAUUAUGAUCGCGAGGGCGAAGACGAUGCCGGCAAUGGCCGUAGCCGCGCUAGGGAGCACGGCGGCAGCAGUACGGCCGCCAACGACAGCAAUAAUAACGGUGGAGCCCACAAUCCCAUAACAGGCACCGGCAAGCCGCGAGACAAAGGUCGCGAGCAAGAUAAGCAGAAGAUCAUAAAGCGGACACAGAAACUCGAUGCGAAACUCGCCGACUGGGACGAUGACGACGACGGCCCCUUUAGCGCCCAGCUCGAAACAAAUGCGCCCAAGGGACGCGUGGUCAUACUGCGUCACAUGUUCACGCUACGCGAGCUUGAAGAGGACCCGGCUGCCAUGCUCGAGAUCAAGGAGGAUAUUCGCGACGAAUGCUCUAAGCUCGGGACCGUGACUAAUGUCAUACUCUACGAUCUAGAAGAGGACGGCAUCGCGAGCGUCAAGUUCAAGACGCCCGAGGCCGCCGCCGCCUGCGUGGACCUGAUGGAUGGUCGCGCAUUUGAUGGCCGCACGGUCCGCGCCACCAUCGCUUCCGCCAAGGAGAAAUACCGUCGCUCCGACAAGGACGGAGGCGAGGACGAGGACGACGAGGAUUGAGGAGACCGAGAUCGAGGAAAUCACACCCAUCAUUGCUUUCCGUUACUAUGACACACACCCAAAUCGCCCUUUCCACCCCCAAUGCUUCGCUGCUUCAGAUGUGCCCCAUUCUGAGGUGUACUGAGAGAUACGCAACCAAUUAUACGUGUCAUCUGUUGCGAGAGAGGUUGAACAUUUAUAGAAGGUGAAUGGCAUUCAGUUUAGCUAGGGCGCGUCAAGUGAAGCCAGCCAUGUAUUUUCUACAUGCUAGAUGAGGGAAUGAAAGAGAAGCAACCGACAGGCCGCCACACCUCCCCAAAUUUCUACGGUUAGGCUCUCUCCACGCUUGAUUAGGUAGAGUGGUGGCUAAGGAGUCAGAGUCUUGACAUCCGCGCUAGGUUUGGUUGGAUAGGGACGAAUAGCUUCAAUGCGAGCUCAGAUCAGCACGGUAAUUCGAAAUUAGUGUCGAUCUUCGAUAUAGAACUCGGUUGUAUUCGUCCCCGUGUAGAUAGACAAGCUGCCUAAGGCAU
Xylaria bambusicola is the source of this 2244-nucleotide messenger RNA. RefSeq lists its product as uncharacterized. Gene Ontology annotation, cellular component: U2 snRNP; U2-type spliceosomal complex. The transcript has a single exon. Lineage: Eukaryota; Fungi; Ascomycota; Sordariomycetes; Xylariales; Xylariaceae. Gene Ontology annotation, biological process: mRNA splicing, via spliceosome. The coding region runs from base 521 to 1735 and encodes 404 amino acids. Gene Ontology annotation, molecular function: RNA binding. The record is from RefSeq and is a predicted model, not a curated record.